AUGACAUCGACAGGUUUGAACCCUGCAUUUGCUACCACUACACCCGUAUCACCCGCGUCUCAGUCUCAGGCCAAGACACAAUCUCAAUCUGCAAACGUUGAAUCAACAUCCGGGUCUGUGCGACAACACCAAACAACCCAACCUCCAUUACUGUCAAAUCCCAUUUCAACAUCCAAGUCCAAUACCAGUAUCACACAUCAAGCACCACCUGAAUUGACUAUCACUCCUGCAUCAGCGUCUUCUACACCAACAGUAUCGCAAACCCAUACAGUCCCUCAACCUCAACCUCUCGAUCCAUCCACAACCACCUCAACAACCUCAGGAGCAAUGAAAGAAAAGGGCAAUCACCCUACAGAGUCAGAAACUGCUUUGUUAGCUCAACAACAAGGAGGAUCAACAAGUCAUUAUAAUGGAGAAACACGUAAAGGUGAAAACUCAAUAUCCAGCUUGACCAGGAAGUUAUCAGGAAAGUCCAAUCCAUCAAAGGCAGCCAUAACCUCUACCAGUGAGCCAAACGAGAAACCGAUCUCCUCUGAGCAAGCGGCCCCAGUCCCAAACACGACGAAACCCUCACCAGCACACUCACACCCCACACAAGCGUCAUCCACGUCAAACCCUCCAACGGCAACUACCUCCACGCAAAAAGCUGCUCAGAAAAAGAAGAAGAAAAGAAAGGGUUUGGCUGGAUUUUUACUUGCGCUUGGAUGUUUAUCUGCCGACGAAUUUGAGGAAAAUCCCAAACAAGCCAGCUCAAAAGCAACCUCAACGACUCAAAAACCUGGUACAGCUGUGACCACCGCGCCUGCGACUACUACAUCCGCUCCCGCCGCACCUACUACUCAAACAAAAGAUAAGAAGCUCGAUGACGCCCCAGUGAAAGGAGGCUUGGGCCAUCAGAUCGAUCCUACAUCUACCACCGGAUCGACUUUGGUCGAUGCCAACGCAGAAGGAGAUAAGGCUGUAAAGCCUAACGAAGAACUUGUAGUAGCUCCUGCCGAGCCUCACACUUUACCGGAAGAAGAGACUGCCGGGGUAACAUCAUCCGCAGUACAGCCACCAGGAGGUGGUUCAUCAUUGCUUGGUACACCCACACGAUCUCAUCCUCAACGGCGUGAUUCCGACAAUGCCGCGACAUCAACUUCGGCCGACGCUGAACACACAGAGACUAGUGGGGGAUAUACGGACAUCAGUAAUUCUGAGAUACAGGAUGAAAGUACAGGUGUCGCCGCUGAAGAAGGUGUAGAUGAAUAUGGUAUGGAAGAUGAAUACGAGGACGAGGAGGAUAGGUUAAUCAGCCAAGGUGGUAUGGGAAUUCCGAUUGACGAGAAUGGCCAUCCUGCACCCCUCCUCCCACCAAUCUUAAAAGAACACCACGGUAGAAAAUGUCUUGUUCUCGAUUUAGACGAGACAUUGUUACAUAGUAGCUUCAAGUCUCUCCCCACCGCUGAUUAUAUCGUCCCCGUUGAAAUCGAAUCCCAAAUCCAUAAUGUUUACGUGAUAAAACGACCAGGUGUGGAUCACUUCUUGAAGGAGAUGGGCAAAAUAUAUGAAAUAGUGAUCUUCACUGCUUCCUUGUCCAAGUAUGCCGACCCAGUGCUAGAUAUGCUCGACAUUCACAGAGUUGUCACUCAUCGAUUGUUCAGAGAAAGCUGCUACAACCACAAAGGAAACUAUGUUAAGGAUCUGUCUCAACUAGGUCGAUCUAUCGAGACAUCCAUAAUUAUCGAUAACUCCCCCGCAUCAUACAUCUUCCACCCUAAUAACGCUGUACCAGUUUCAACAUGGUUCAAUGAUCCUCAUGACACCGAACUCACCGACUUAUGCCCAUUUUUGACUGAUCUAGCUACAGUCGACGAUAUUAGAGGCGUUCUGGACGGAAGAAUGUCAUAA
Messenger RNA from Kwoniella shivajii, 1890 nucleotides. RefSeq lists its product as uncharacterized. Bases 1 to 1890 code for a protein of 629 amino acids. Gene Ontology annotation, molecular function: phosphoprotein phosphatase activity. The transcript is spliced from 6 exons. Gene Ontology annotation, cellular component: plasma membrane. NCBI's taxonomy places the organism in Eukaryota, Fungi, Basidiomycota, Tremellomycetes, Tremellales, Cryptococcaceae. The record is from RefSeq and is a predicted model, not a curated record.